AGGGUGGUUUGCAUUUCUUAUCAGUGGUGUGAUAGGAAAGGCUAGGAGCUAGAUGUAUAUAAGGAGCAGUACUCUGCUGCUGCUUUACAUUGGAACUCACACUUCUUUUCAUCAACGGCUUGGGGAUAAAGGAGGAAUCAUGAAGUUGCUUUUGCUUCUGGGCUUGGUGGCACUCUCUCAGUGCAUGGUGACCAAGGUCCCCCUGAAAAAAGGGAAAUCCCUGAGGCAAAACCUUAAAGAACAUGGGCUGCUGGAAAAAUUCCUUCAGAAACAUCCUUACAACUUGGGCUCAAAAUACUUCCCCAACCAAGCCAAUGCAGAUGCCGCUGAGCCCUUGGAAAAUUAUAUGGAUAUCGAGUACAUUGGCACCAUCUACAUCGGUACUCCACCACAGCAAUUCACUGUCCUCUUUGACACUGGCUCCGCCAACCUGUGGGUCCCCUCUGUCUACUGUUCCAGUUCAGCUUGCUCAAACCACAACCGCUUCAAUCCCCAGCAGUCGUCCACCUACCAGGCCACCAGCCAGAGUGUCUCCAUCACAUAUGGCACUGGGAGCAUGACUGGAUUCCUAGCCUACGACACCACUCAGGUGGGAAGUAUUCAGGUCACCAACCAGAUCUUUGGCCUGAGUGAGACUGAGCCCGGCACCUUCCUUUAUUACUCCCCCUUUGAUGGCAUCCUGGGUCUGGCUUACCCCAGCAUCUCCUCCUCUGGAGCCACUCCUGUUUUUGACAACAUGAUGAGCGAGGGUUUGGUGUCCCAGGAUCUCUUCUCUGUUUACUUGAGCUCCAAUGACCAGGGUGGGAGCUUUGUGAUGUUUGGUGGCAUUGACUCCUCCUACUAUUCUGGAAGCCUCAACUGGAUACCUCUUUCUUCUGAGUCCUACUGGCAGAUCACUGUGGACAGCAUCACUAUGAAUGGCCAGGCUAUUGCUUGUUCCGGCGGCUGCCAAGCCAUUGUUGACACCGGCACCUCUCUGUUGGCUGGUCCUCCCAACGGCAUCGCUAACAUUCAGUACUACAUUGGUGCCAGCCAGUCCUCCAAUGGCGCGUAUAUGGUCAACUGCAACAACAUGAACAGCCUGCCUGACAUUGUCUUCACCAUCAACGGCAUUGAGUUCCCUGUGCCUGCCACUGCCUACAUUCGCCAGAGCCAAGGCUAUUGCACAAGUGGCUUUGAGUCCAUCAGCAUCCCCACGCAGUCUGGCGAGCUCUGGAUUCUUGGAGAUGUCUUCAUCCGCGAGUACUACUGUGUCUUUGACAGAGCAAACAACCAGGUUGGCCUGGCUCCCAUAGCAUGAACACACUAACAUCUAUCAGCAAAACGAUUCCCUAAGGAUAGUCUUCACUUCAUGGGACUAAAUUCAAUCAAUAUGUUCCCUCCCCUCAAGCUGCAACAUUAAUAACAGUAGAAUAAAAGAAUAUAA
This is a messenger RNA of Hemicordylus capensis (graceful crag lizard), 1426 nucleotides long. RefSeq names its product pepsin A-like. Gene Ontology annotation, molecular function: aspartic-type endopeptidase activity. Gene Ontology annotation, biological process: proteolysis. The transcript is spliced from 9 exons. Bases 53 to 1300 code for a protein of 415 amino acids. The record is from RefSeq and is a predicted model, not a curated record. NCBI's taxonomy places the organism in Eukaryota, Metazoa, Chordata, Lepidosauria, Squamata, Cordylidae.